This is a messenger RNA of Medicago truncatula (barrel medic), 441 nucleotides long. RefSeq lists its product as uncharacterized. The transcript has a single exon. The record is from RefSeq and is a predicted model, not a curated record. Lineage: Eukaryota; Viridiplantae; Streptophyta; Magnoliopsida; Fabales; Fabaceae. The coding region runs from base 1 to 441 and encodes 146 amino acids.
AUGAAGAAAGCAAGGAAUGGUAUAAAGUGUUGCAGAUGUAAACAAUUUGGCCAUAAUAAGUCAACAUGUAAGUUACCUCCACCACCACCCCCACCACCUACUGAAAAUCAAUCUGAGUCACAAUCUCAGACAAUUAGUGUCAACCAACCUACUCCCACCACCACCACCACCACCACCACUUCCACUCAACCACCAGUUACACAAUCAAUUGCUACUCAGACAUCCACCAUAGGUUCACAUCCCUCAAAUAGAACCACCAACACUCAAGGUGCUGCUCAGACACAAGGUGUUGCCACACAUGCUGCUGCCAAGGCACAAUCUGCUGCCAACAAACAAGGUGUUGCUAAGACAUCAGCUACUGCAAAAACAGGUGCUGCCAAGACACAAGGUGCUGCUAAGACACCAGCUGCUGCAAAGACACUAGGUGCUACCAAGAGAUAA